This is a messenger RNA of Rubroshorea leprosula, 1889 nucleotides long. The record is from the annotation of a GenBank genome assembly. NCBI's taxonomy places the organism in Eukaryota, Viridiplantae, Streptophyta, Magnoliopsida, Malvales, Dipterocarpaceae.
ACAAGAUAGCUGCUUUAUCACCAUUGGAGCCACUGUCAAAUCUGGCCAGAGACCAAGAAGGGAAGCUAGGCAUGGGGGGAAUUUCUAGAGGACUAAUUUCCAGUUUGUCUGAGAGUUCACGGAAUUCAGUGGAUCACCAUCCAAAAUCUUGGUCUGACUUGUAUAUGCUAAUGACUUGUAUAGGCUAACGGUAGCAAAUAAUAUGAAUGCAAACAGGACCAACACCAAUUUGAUCCAGCAUGAAAGCAGUCUGUUCUCUAGCUCAUUGCCAGAAAUAUUUAGUAGAAAGCUGCAAUUAUUGAGGAAUGAUGCUCCAACUCUUCUACCUAGCUUUAAGGUUGGUUCAGACCAUGAGGAAGAACCUUUAGAAUCCCUUGAAGAAAUUGAGGUGCAGGCCAUUGGAAGUCUCCUUCCUGACGAAGAUGAUCUUUUUUCUGGAGUAAUGGGACUUGAUACUCCUGCCAAUAGGGAUGAUGAAUUAGAGGAUUUUGACCUAUUUAGCAGUGGUGGGGGCGUGGAAUCGGAAAGUGAUGAUCGUUUAGGUGUGGGUCAAGGAAACUUAGAUAUUGUAGGAGCAUCUAAUGGUUCAAUUGUUGGUGGACAUCCUUCUAGAACACUUUUUGUGAGAAACAUAAACAGUAAUGUUGAAGAUUCUGAACUCAAGGCACUUUUUGAGCAAUAUGGAGAUAUCCGUACUCUCUAUACAGCCUGCAAGCAUCGUGGUUUUGCCACAAUUUCUUAUUAUGAUAUAAGGGCAGCCCAAAAUGCAACGAGAGCUCUCCAAAAUAAGCCAUUGAGGCAUAGGAAACUAGAUAUACAUUAUUCUAUUCCAAAGGGUAAUACAUCUGAAAAAGAUGUCAAUCAGGGAACGCUGGUGGUUUUCAAUCUUGAUGCCUCUGUUUCAACCAAUGGGCUUCAACAAAUUUUUGGUGUUUUUGGAGAAAUUAAAUUUUAUGCAACUUCAGACCAAGGGCAAAAUGAAUCUAGUAAUCUCUGUCAAAGUUCUUUGGAUGACUUGAUGGCAAGACGCGUGGCUGGGGUAAGUGCAUCUGGCUACAUGGAUAAUGGAUCCAGCCCGAUAUUAUAUAAUGUUAUACGGUCACCCGUGAAUACAUUUAUUGGACCUAGUCAAAGUUCUAGUGUUCCAACCAACUUGCCUUCUCCUGCAAAGUGGCAUCCUUUCCAUCUCCAAUCCUUUCCCGAGUUUCAUGAUAAUUUAGCCAAAAGCCCUCCAUCUAACUCCUCAAGCACCAUUCCGGACAUGGUUAGCAGUUUUGUUUCCCAAAUGACUGAUGGACUUGAUAAUAGGAGCAUUCAUGGAGUGAGCACAAAUGGGCACUUGAUAGAACCUAAGGGAGGGGUUUUUGGAUCAUCUGGUAAUGGGAGCUGUUUGCUUCAUGGAAAUCAUUAUGCGUGGAACAACUCCAACCCACAUCAGCAGCACCCUUCAAGUGCCAGGAUUUGGUCCAAUUCACCCUCUUUUGUCAAUGGUGUUCGGCAUAUGCCUGCAUUUCCUAGGGUACCUCCUGUUAUGCUGAAUCCAGCAUCACCUGUACACUACCACAAUGGGUCGGCACCACCAGUUAAUUCACCAUUACGGACAGGCGACAUGCCUAUGCUGGGAAAUCUCCUGACACCUCCAGUUUUCACUUAGGAUCUGUAGGGAACGUUGGAUUUCCUGGUAGUUCUCCAUCACACCCUGUGGAAAUUGCUUCCUACAACGUUUUCUCACAUGCUGGUGGAAACAAUGCUGUGGUACACUCUCCUCAGCAAAUGUGUCACCUUUUCCCUGGAAGAAACCCUGUGAUAUCCAUGCCAGGUUCUUUUGAGUCUCCCAAUGAAUGUGUGAGAAAUUUCUCGCACCACAGAAAUGAAUUGAAUUUUAAUAA